This is a messenger RNA of Auanema sp. JU1783, 672 nucleotides long. Lineage: Eukaryota; Metazoa; Nematoda; Chromadorea; Rhabditida; Rhabditidae. The record is from the annotation of a GenBank genome assembly.
AUGCUAUUGCCCGAGGUGAAGGACGUAGAUGGGCGUUUGACUGGCUUUCUCCAUAUCGAUCUUCUUUCUCUUAUGGCCAUAGGCAGCUUGGCUCUGCACAACAUGCUGCUAAUAUUCUGUUUUGUGCUCAUUCCAGAAAUUUCUUAUGGACAAAUGGAAGGGCAGAUGGGUCAACGCAUUCAAAAUGGUGGAUUUCAGCAACACGUAGUCCCUCAGUGCCCAAGAGAGUGGCAAUGGCCUUGCAGAAAUGGGGAAUGCAUUCCAAGUUACGAUAUUUGUGAUGGAAUCGCACAGUGUGCAGAUGAGAGUGAUGAAUGGAAUUGUAACCAGAUGAGGAUGAAUCAAAUGCCUAAGUGGAACAAUUAUGGUAACGUUGUCAAUCGGUACCCCUCACAAGACACUAAGCAAGAAGUGAACAAACUCACUCAAAGUUCAGUCGUAGCAACCACAGUAACGACAACUACCACUAACAGCAGCGCAAACUCUUAUGUCACGUUGUCUAAGAAAGACAUAACUGUAUCUUUGCUCAUUUUUAUGUGCUUGGCUGCUUGCGUAUUCAUGGUUAUUCGAAGGCGAGCCAGAAGACGUGCGUUGAAUAGAAAUCGCCGAGGAUUUGUAUCGAGAGAUGAUUCAGAUGAAGACGAUCUUUUGAUUCGUUCCAUGUAUUCAUGA